CAAUGACUUGGCAACGCGUCUGGCUGGCAGCUCCGAUUCUUGUGCUCCUCGGUGUUGUCAACUUUGCAACAUACCUUGUCACCUGCAGCUCAGCCUCCGACCAGGCCAGUGGCACGGAGCCACAGUUAAUGACAUUCCCGAGAUCCACUUUGCAAGAUAGGCCAAUGACAACACAAAACGAUCUAAUUACGACAGCCCGAAACUCAACAACAUUGCUGACAGCGAAAAAGGCAACAGCAACAGCAACAGCAACAAUAACCACAGGUCAUGGCAGCACAACUCUGUCCAUGUCAUCAACAGCCCCAACGAUAACGACAACAAGAACGAGAACGACAGGAGCAGCUCCAGUAGCAAAUAAGUCCACACAAAUUGGGCUAACUACGGAGGCCUCAACGGGCGCGUCUGCUGAAAAGCAAACACCAUCUACAGCAGCAACAACAACGAGUGCGAUAGCAACGAUGUUCAUAUCAACAAUUUAUCCAGCAUCAACGGAAACGGAUGCCCACAACUCCAUUGAAAUGCCAACGUCACUGGCUUCUGCGGAGCAGCAGGAGGAGCAGAGCGCUGUGUUGCCUCAUCCUCAUCCGGCCAGCGCUGAUUCACUGACUAAGGGCUUCUCCAUACCUACAUUCCUGCCACCAUUUCCCGAGUUCGCCGCCGCAGAUCUGCCAGCUUACCGAGCUGCAGCAGCUGCAGCUGCAGCUGAAGAGGCUGCUGCCGUCGCCAAAGCCGCAGCUGCCGCAGCAGCAGCAGCAUCAACCGUGGCCUCGGAGACUGUGACAUUGUCACCGGAGGAGCAGCGCCAACAAAUGUUUAAUGAGCAACAUUCGUACUUGGCCUCCCACAACGGGCAACUGCUGCCAGGCCAACAACCACGCAAAAAUCUGACAAUGCCCGUGCUAAACAUCACAGCGCAAAUGGGAAAUCACGCUUACAUGCCAUGUCAGAUUCACCGCCUGUCUGAUAAGCCCGUUUCGUGGGUGCGUCUGCGUGAUGGGCACAUUAUCAGCGUGGAUGAGACCACGUUCAUAGCAGACGAGCGCUUCCAGUCGAUAUUCCAGGAGGACCACGAUUAUACUUGGUCACUGCAGAUCAAGUAUGCGGUUCCCAGCGAUGCUGGCUGGUACGAGUGUCAAAUGGCCACGGAGCCCAAAUUGAGUGCCAAAGUGCAUCUGGAAGUGAUCACACCCAAGACUGAGCUUAUUGGUGACCAGAAUCGAUUUGUCAAAGCCGGAAGCAAAGUAGCGCUUCAUUGCAUUGUGAGAGGUACACUAGAUCCUCCCAAAUAUAUCAUCUGGUUUCGUGGACAGAAAAAGAUUAGCGAGAGCGAUGAGCGCACCGGCUGGUAUACUCAAUUAGAUCGUAAUAUAUUUGGCACUGUCGCCGAUAAUCAAAAUACUAUCGGCUCAUUAAUUAUACCGUUCGUUCGCAAGGAGGACUCCGGCAACUAUACGUGCCAGCCAUCGAACAGUGUCUCCGUAUCCGUUGACCUGCACGUCCUGAGCGGUGAAUACUCCGCAUCGGCUAUCAAGUCCGCCGCAACAAAGCGAACACCAAGCAGCACGUUCCUACUGUGGGCCCUAAGGCUGCCGGGAAUGCUUGGACUAGUGGGAGCCCUAGGAGUGCGGAGAGCAUUGGGACUGCUGUCCAAGACGUGACUUGUGACGUGACUCGCCUAUUGAGAGGCCAGCUCGGACUUCAAUUAUUUGUAAGCUUUGCGCAAUGUGCAGUUGUACAAUUUAGGUUAGAGAUUAAUUAAAGGCGUCAUUGUAAAUACCGGAGAGGGGAUAGAGGGAUAGAGGGUUCAGAAGGUACAACUUUCUAUAAUUAAGUUAAAUGUUAUGGUAUACUUUCAAUCCAACAGAAUGUAUGCUUCUAUGUGUAUUGUAUAUUUAAAAAUCAAAAUCAAAAUACAGAUUUAAAUGUAUGUUAUAGACCUGUUCCAAAUCCUUCAGUCUGACAUAAACAAUAUAUAUUCUGGUGAAUUUCGCACUCGGAACAGGCCAGACAUAUACUUACAUAUAUGCAAGUACGAGUAACUUAAUUAAUUUCUAGUCUAAGAAAAAACAAUUUCUGAACAGAAAAUCAAAGAUAUGUUGUUAUUUAAAGUUGUGAAAACAGAUCAAUAAUUAGAUUAUUGUAAGCCAACUGAAACUAAACUUAAAUCGAAUUCAAUAAAUUUAUGAAAAAUUCAAA
Messenger RNA from Drosophila innubila, 2196 nucleotides. RefSeq lists its product as uncharacterized. Gene Ontology annotation, cellular component: neuron projection membrane. NCBI's taxonomy places the organism in Eukaryota, Metazoa, Arthropoda, Insecta, Diptera, Drosophilidae. Gene Ontology annotation, biological process: synapse organization. Bases 3 to 1658 code for a protein of 551 amino acids. The transcript has 7 exons. The record is from RefSeq and is a predicted model, not a curated record.